This is a messenger RNA of Cuscuta europaea, 855 nucleotides long. The record is from the annotation of a GenBank genome assembly. NCBI's taxonomy places the organism in Eukaryota, Viridiplantae, Streptophyta, Magnoliopsida, Solanales, Convolvulaceae.
ACACCAAUACUGCAAUACACAUCAAGCUUAAUUGCUAUAACAGUUUAAAUCUAUUUCUAAAAUGGUUGGGAUGUGGUCUAUGAUUCAUGAGAUAGACCAAACUAAAACGACUUGGGCUAUAAAGGCAAGGGCUACAAGGGUUUAUCGUGAACCUGCUCACAACGGAUUUCCACCAUCUUUGGAAGUGAUCUUUCAUGACGAAGAGGAUGAAGAUGAGUUCACCCUUUGGAGAAGAGAGUUUUCUGGGACAGAAAAGGUUGGGUCUUCCCAGAAUUGCAAUUCAACAAGCCCACUGCUCAACAAGGAAAAGAGGAUUGCCGUAGAAAUUGAUGGAGAAAGGCUGAAGAGAGAUCUUUUUGGAGAAUUUUCUUCAACAAUGCCGGUGAAAAGAAUGAAGGGUGUGAAAAUCGAGGAGCCAAAGCCUUGAGGUUAUGGUAGGGGCUGGAUGUGGAUGUUUGAAGUGAGGAGUUCUAUUAUGAAGACAACUAAAUAAAACUAUCUCAAGUUGGUGUCUAGCAUGCCAAGUGGCUAAGCAUGUUAUUAGUACUUAGUAUGGUUGUUAUGUGUUGAUGCUAAAUAGGCUACUGCGGGAGAAGAAAUUUGAACCAGCUGAUCAUGUCAAGAUUUUGAUGAUAAAGGACUGCAGGAACAUGGAAGAAAUGAAUAGGGUCGUUGAGUAUUUGAGCGAGAUAAGGAAAAAUGGUCUAGGACACGGUCUGUAUAGUUAUAAUACCCUUUGAUUUUAUUGGUUUCUAUUUCAUUUUACUCUAGAAUAUGUUAUUGGAGGAUCGCUUGUUCUCCGAGAAAGUACACCAUGAGCCGGUUUGGUAACUAUGAAAUUGGUUGAAUCUGGUG